This is a messenger RNA of Cololabis saira (Pacific saury), 6710 nucleotides long. RefSeq names its product FERM domain containing 4A (gene frmd4a). The record is from RefSeq and is a predicted model, not a curated record. The coding region runs from base 267 to 3461 and encodes 1064 amino acids. The transcript has 25 exons. Gene Ontology annotation, biological process: establishment of epithelial cell polarity. Lineage: Eukaryota; Metazoa; Chordata; Actinopteri; Beloniformes; Belonidae. Gene Ontology annotation, cellular component: adherens junction; bicellular tight junction; cytoskeleton.
UCACUCACUCUCUCACACACACGCAUUCACGGCGGAGUGCAGCCCGGAAAGGCAGAAUGCUUUUCACAAAGAGGGAAACUGAAGCAGGGAGACACCCGUAGCACCGGCCUGGGACUUUUAUUCAUUGACAUCACGCGCUUUACUUACUCUCACUCGCACUCACCCACGCCGAAAACAAAGCGUGGACCGCAGCUGUCAGGCUGGACGGGACGGCGGGGACCCCCACUUCACGCACACAUGCGCACACGCCCACGGAGACGCGCACCAUGGUGCAGGUCCAGGGCGCCGGGACGCCCGGCAGGUCCCGCCGGCUGAUGCUCAAGCUGCCGGUGGGGACGCUGCGGAGGAACAGCGGGGAGAGGAUGACAGAGGGAAGGCGAUGUCAGGUCCAUCUCCUGGACGACAGGAAGCUGGAACUCCUCGUACAGCCCAAACUGAUGGCCAAGGACUUGCUGGACCUUGUGGCCUCUCACUUCAACCUCAAGGAAAAGGAAUAUUUUGGGAUUGCAUACACAGACGAAACGGGCCACUUUAGUUGGCUGCAGCUGGACCGUAGAGUACUGGAGCAUGAAUUCCCCAAGAAGUCUGGUCCCAUUGUCCUCUACUUCUGUGUCAGGUUCUACAUUGAGAGUAUAUCCUACCUUAAGGACAAUGCUACCAUUGAGCUGUUCUUUCUUAAUGCCAAGUCCAUCAUAUAUAAGGAACUCAUUGAAGUGGACAGUGAUGUUGUCUUUGAAUUGGCUUCCUUCAUCCUACAAGAGGGAAAAGGUGAUUUUACCAGCAAUGAUGCAACAAGGUCUGACCUGAAAAAGCUGCCUGCUCUGCCCACCCAGGCAUUAAAGGAUCACCCAUCUCUGGCCUACUGUGAAGACCGUGUUGUAGAGCAUUACAAGAAACUCAGUGGGCAGUCUAGAGGACAGGCUAUUGUAAAUUAUAUGAGCAUUGUAGAGUCUCUGCCCACAUAUGGAGUGCAUUACUAUGCUGUAAAGGACAAGCAGGGGAUCCCAUGGUGGUUGGGUCUGAGCUAUAAAGGCAUCUUUCAGUAUGACUACCAGGACAAAGUCAAACCCAGAAAGGUGUUCCAAUGGCGUCAGCUGGAGAACCUCUACUUCAGAGAGAAGAAGUUUUCAGUGGAAGUUCAUGACCCCAGGAGUAGGGCGUCGGUAACAAGAAGGACGUUUGGUCACAGUGGCAUCGCCGUGCAUACUUGGUACGCCUGUCCUGCUCUCAUCAAGUCCAUCUGGGCCAUGGCCAUCAGCCAACACCAGUUCUACCUGGACCGCAAGCAGAGCAAGUCAAAGAUCCAUGCAGCACGCAGUUUGAAUGAAAUUGCAAUAGACCUUACAGAAACAGGAACCUUGAAGACCUCCAAACUGGCCAACAUGGGAAGCAAGGGCAAGAUUAUCAGCGGCAGCAGUGGUAGCCUGCUCUCCUCAGGCUCUCAGGAAUCGGACAGUUCCCAGACCGCUAAGAAGGACAUGCUGGCAGCGCUGAGGGCCAGGCAGGAAGCUCUGGAAGAAACACUAAGACAGAGACUGGAGGAACUCAAGAGUAUUUGUAUUCGAGAAGCGGAAUUGACAGGAAAACUUCCAAAGGAAUAUCCUCUGGAUCCGGGAGAGGAGCCACCCACAGUGAGACGGAAGAUUGGCACUGCCUUUAAAUUGGACGAGCAGAAAAUUCUACCAAAGGGAGAGGAAGAGGAGCUGGAGCGUUUGGAGCGGGAGUUUGCCAUUCAGUCCCAGAUUACGGAGGCAGCCAGGCGUCUCGCCAGUGAUCCUCACGUGAGCAGUAAAAAGCUGAAGAAACAGAGGAAGACUUCUUAUCUGAACGCACUGAAGAAGCUCCAGGAAAUUGAGAACUCGAUUAAUGAGUACCGCGUCCGCUCUGGCAAGAAACCAACGCAGAGAGCAUCCCUUAUCAUAGAAGAAGCCAAUAUAUGUUCUGAGGACAGCUCAUUGUCUGAUGCACUGGUUUUAGAUGACGAUGAUCCUCAAGUUACAGGUACGCCAACCUUCUCUCCAGUAGCUUCGCCUCAUAAGGGCCUCCCUCCGCGACCGCCGUCUCACAGCCGCCCCCCGCCCCCGCAGUCCCUGGACGGCCUGCGACACCUGCACUACACACGUUCAGACUAUGAUAAAUCUCCCAUCAAGCCAAAGAUGUGGAGCGAAUCAUCACUGGAUGAACCCUAUGAAAGAGUCAAGAAACGCUCUUCUCAUUCCAGUCACAGGCGUUUCCCAAGCUCUGGCAGUGCUGAAGCUGGGGGCAGUAACUCCCUGCAAAGCAGCCCCAUCAGGAGCAUGCCGCACUGGAACUCCCAGUCGAGCAUGCCGUCCACCCCGGACCUGAGAACCAGGACUCCACACUAUGUACAUUCCACCAGGUCAGUGGACAUCAGUCCCACACGUCUGCACAGUCUCUCUCAGCACUUUAGGAACCGCAGCUCCAGCCUUGAGUCUCAGGGCAAACUGUUGGCAUCUGAUCCCGACGCACAUCCGCACACCGUGGGCAGUCCUGACUUCUUCCUCGGUCCGGGACGCAGCUCCAACGGCUCUGACCCAUUGGAUGACUGCUCAUCCUGCACCAGCCAAAGUAGCUCAGAGCAUUACUACCCCUCUGGUGGACCCCCCGGCAGCAACCCAAACUACUCUACUCUGGGAGAGGACUCACCCUCCAAAGCAAGACAGAGGCAGCGGCAAAGGCAUAGGUCUGCAGGUCACCUGGGUUCCUCUAACUCUGGCUCAAUGCCGAACCUGGCAGCUAAAAAUGGCUCUGGUGGAGGCUCAGGAGGAGGCGGAGUGGGAGGGGGACACCAUGGAGUCUACCUGCACAGUCAGAGCCAGCCCUCCUCCCAGUAUCGCAUCAAAGAGUACCCUCUAUACGUGGAGGGCAGCCCUAACCCGGUGGUGGUGCGCAGCCUGGAGAACGACCAGGAGGGCCACUACAGCGUGAAGGCUCAGUUUAAGACCUCCAGCUCCUACACUGCCGGGGGACUGUACAAGGAGGCCUGGGGGGGAGAAGAGGGCGGAGAGGGAAGUGGCCGACUUACGCCAUCACGCUCUCAGAUCGUACGGACUCCGUCUUUGGGGAGAGAUGGCGGUGGAAGCGGAGGAGGGGGGAGGGUAGCAGUGUCCGAAGAGUUACGGUGUUGGUACCAGAGGUCUUCAGGAAGCCUGAAAGAAAGGAGUCACUCACAUUCAGGAUCCACGUCAUCGGAGAGUGGAUCACAACAGGGCACUCUGGGACACGGACGAGGGAGUCGAGUCGGGACACUCGUCAAGGGCUCACCAGCCGCGUCCCCUCACAGUCAGAGGAGUAUGACCCCCUCCAGUGAGCACGCAGCCACGCCCACACCGCCCUGCAGUCCACAGCACAUCCUCAACUGGAAGAGUGGAGGCACAGCAGAAUGCUCUCCUACUGAGGACGUCUGUCAGUCUCCCCCUCAGCCGAGCUCUGAUGCAUAGAGGUCUUUCAGUGACAGCUGUUUUCUCAGAAGCCCCCUGUGCUCUGAGCUGGCAGAUGUGCAGUGGUACGGACAAGACAAGGCCAAGCCCGGAACACUGGUUUGAGACCUUCAUUUAGGGGCCGAGAAAUUCCCAUUGCCCUUUUCCUACUGCCUCUUCACUGUCCCCUCACUACUACCCAUCAGCAACCGACAACCUCAUCCUUAAAGCCCUACGAAAAAAGAAAAAGAAAAGAAAAAAAGAAUCCUCCUGCCCUAACUGGACUGGAUAAGAGCCUCACUCCUGCCUGAGUCUCACCACCUCUUUGUUAUGCCCUGACUGUCGGAGCUCAGCUGGACAGGGACACACUCACUGAGCUCUGACAGGGGGCUUAUUUCACAGUUUAGACUGAGAAGUGCCACUGCAGCUGUUGAACUGUUCUCCUACUGCGCCACAGCGCCCUUUUCUGCAUCCGCCCUUUUGGAGCACGCAGGCAAACUGGGGGGAAGGGGGACGAGGCCGAGGGAGGACGGAGCACAGAACAAUAUCAGAUAUGCUACUCACAAAAGCAACAUCAGACAGGCUGGGAUAUGCUUCAUAUCACAUCUCGUAUCCCUCAGACAGUGACAGUGCAACGCCACCCUGUCAGAGGAUACUUGCUGGAGUUGAGCCAACAUUUUAAAAAACCCACUUUUAGGCCCAAAUGAACUGUGUUGCAUUUCCCUAUUCAUAUUGUUUGUCUUUUUUUUUUUCCCCCUGAUUUAUCCAUGCCUCUUUAUAAAAGAAGAAUAUAACAUAUUCACACAACAGAGCUGCUGGAUUUACAGGACGGACCAUAGUCCUCUGGGGAGGGUGCCAGCGUAAAUCAGCGACUGUCUGUCAGUCAACAGUAAGCAACGUUACCAGGAUGAUUACUGGAACACUGUCUGAGAUAGAAUUGAGGACUAAAGCAAUAAGAAACACUGUACAAGUCUGUGAAGUGGUUUUAAUCAACAGCGUGAAUUGAAGCAAGCAUUUUUCCGACAUCUUCUGCCUCGUGAUGCUUGCAGUAAAGAUCAUUAGUGCAUCUUAGACAGAAUUUGGAGUUGCGGUUUUUUGGCAUUAAUACACUCUGUUUUUUUUUAAGUGUUUUCUUCAUAUAUCUGGCUAUCUGAGUCUAAAAUACUCUUUUAAGUUAUUAGCAUUUGAGCCAGAGGAGAUGGGAUCAGGAUGACGGGUCACGUGGAACCACUGACAUGUUACAGCUACAGCAGCGUUUUUAUUCUGACAUGGGGAGCGAGGAUUACGGAUUCCAGCAUGUCACUUUUUUUUUUUCAACUUUUACCCCUGGCGGUAAAAGAAAACUGCUGGCAUAACUUGUAGUUUGACGUCGAGGCCGCUCACUGACGACGCCUCCGGUCCGGUGGACGUUUCUCCCGUCACUCGUGGCUCCGAACCGGUUCUCACCUUGCUGGGUAAUCCGUCAGUUUUUUUUACCGCACUGUUUCCUCAUAUUUCUGCCCAUUUCUUGAGCAUGACAAGAGCAUUGCCAGUGAGAAUACGUUAUGAGUUCCAGACAUGUUGGUGCUUUAUGUUUGUACUGUACUUUAGCACUGAAAGUAUUUCAGGCACAAAUACGCUAAUACUCUAAAACUCUAAUCCCCACCGUCAGAAGCCAUUUCUGCAGAUCAGCAAGAAGACACUCCAAUCAAAUGAGUGUAUUAAAACAUACUUUAAUGUGAAAGCACAACAGAAGAGCAUCUUUUGAGAGCUGGAACUGCAGUUAGUGUAACCGUUAACUGUUAUUAUAUCGAUAGAAGUGGAUUUCAGAAACUUCUGAAAGUUUAUUGAAUGCCCAGGUGUGUCGGGGCAGUAGGGACAGAGCCGAAAAAUAAAACUUAAGCUCUCGGCUCACGCGGAGGAUUGCUUUUGUUCUCACACCCCAAUCAACAAUUCUUCAGAAGAGGGUUCGAAAAGCACAUCUGGUUUUUAUGAAGGAGCUGUUUCUAUUAGCUGUUUUACAACCAGUUUCUCUCAUCUGAUCCUAAAACACAUUUAUGGUGCAAAAUAAUGCUGACCAUUUUUACAUCGUUGCACAACAUUUUGAUUCUUACUCUUAUUUAGUAACAGGGAGAAGUAGAAGUUGUUGUUUUGUUUUGCUUUUAAUCUUAAAAGCAACCGUUCAGCCUCUCUUAAGUCGUCUGCCGUGCUGUUUGGCUCUGGAGGAACAGUACGGAUCUCGCCCUGUCCAUCCUCGUGCUGUCUCUUUUCCUUAUAGACUGCAAUAAGUAGUUGUAAGAUACAACUUUCUGACUUUUACAAGAAGGUGUAGCCAACUCCCUGCUUGCAUGUUUGGUUCUCCUAGAGUCAUUCAGCGCUGCUCGGGCAGAUUGAAUAACUCUUUAUGCAAAACCAACAGCCACUUCUUACCUUCGUGGAGGAUUUCAUCACUGUCGUGCUCUCAAGUUCUCUUUAAAUUCUCUGCCCGCCAUUUAUGUGCUGAAGACACAGUCUCAUGCAUGCCCUACAGAUCCAACUGGCAAACCAACCCCAGUCAGCACCCAACUCGUUCCGCCUAAAAUGAUCUCAAGUUGCUCCGUAGUGUUAUUCCAAACCUUUAAAAACAUCUAUUUUGAUCUUGUUGUAAUCUCUGACCUCUGAACUUGUUGUGAAGAAGUGUGAAUCCCCUUCCUUCCUUACUCUAAGAGUAAGAAAAUACCUAUUUUCUCAAUCUUUUCCUGUAUGUAUGGAGGGGCACUGUUAGGUUAUGUGGGGUUUUUAACAUUCACAUUCAUUGUUUUAACAAAGGAUUUUAUAUGAACCAGGAUUUUUUUGUUUUUCUUUUUUUUUUUUUUUGUUUUCCAGUUUCUGACAUUCUAACAACUAUUUCAGGUGCUACAAAAUGACCAGUUACUGCUUUGUCACGUAGGAUCUAGAAAUCUCUUCAUUCUUACCGAUAGAUUCAAUACCAGAUGUGCAAAACGAAACUUAUUUUAACAAACAGUUUAACAGUAGAACACUUCCUCAAACAGACAGUAGAGCAUGUAACGGUUCGGUUCGGCUGUAACAAUACAUUAAAAAGGUGUUGUAGAAAAAAAAUGUGGAAUUGAUUAAAAAGCUGAAUUCCACAGUUAAUUUAUUCUUUUUUUUUUCUAUUAAGAAUUUGUAUAGUAACUUUACAUUUUGCAAAAUCGUGUUGUUGGAAAUUGAUGAUGAAUUUUCAAGAUGAGAGGCCAUGGUGGUUCUUGAGAGAAAGAAAAAAUAAAUUAUUGAUGAAUGUUCUCAAGAUGA